Messenger RNA from Cuculus canorus (common cuckoo), 1866 nucleotides. RefSeq names its product aminocarboxymuconate semialdehyde decarboxylase (gene ACMSD). The coding region runs from base 189 to 1199 and encodes 336 amino acids. Gene Ontology annotation, biological process: secondary metabolic process. The record is from RefSeq and is a predicted model, not a curated record. Gene Ontology annotation, molecular function: carboxy-lyase activity; hydrolase activity. Gene Ontology annotation, cellular component: cytosol; cytoplasm. NCBI's taxonomy places the organism in Eukaryota, Metazoa, Chordata, Aves, Cuculiformes, Cuculidae. The transcript has 10 exons.
GAGAGUGCCACUCCUCCGGGAUUCAGGCUCCCCGUUGGCCACUGUACCUGCCCCUCCUGAAACGGAAGCAGGUGGAUCUGAGCAGCAACCAAAGGGAAUAACCUGCUGGACCAGGGACAGGAAGGACAGUAGCAAUUACCUAGAAAACAUUUCCAUUGAAAGAGUAUUUCUCCUUUGCUACUUCAAAAAUGAAAAUCGAUAUUCAUAGCCACAUUCUACCUAAGGAAUGGCCUGACCUAAAAAAGAGAUACGGAUAUGGUGGAUGGGUGCAGCUGGACCAUCACUGCAAGGGACAGGCAAAGAUGAUGAAGGAUGGAAAGGUUUUUAGAGUUAUUCAAGAGAACUGCUGGGAUCCAGAAGUACGGAUUAAAGAGAUGGACCUAUCAGGGGUCACAGUCCAAGUCCUUUCCACGGUUCCUGUAAUGUUCAGCUACUGGGCGAAACCUCAGGAUACUUUAGAUCUAGCCCAGAUAUUAAAUAAUGACUUAGCUGCUACAGUAAAAAAGUACCCCAAGAGGUUUGUCGGCUUGGGCACGUUACCUUUGCAAGCUCCAGACCUGGCUGUGAAGGAAAUGCAUCGCUGCGUGAAUGAACUUGGAUUUCCUGGAGUACAAAUAGGAUCUCAUGUCAAUGAAUGGGACCUGAAUGCACCCGAACUGUAUGAUAUUUAUGCUGCUGCUGAACAACUAAAUUGCUGUCUCUUUGUGCAUCCCUGGGACAUGCAGAUAGAUGGAAGGAUGUCCAAAUACUGGUUUCCCUGGCUAAUUGGCAUGCCGACAGAAACAACCAUAGCCAUUUGCUCCAUGAUUAUGGGAGGAAUUUUUGAAAAAUUUCCUAAGCUGAAGGUUUGCUUUGCACAUGGAGGUGGAGCUUAUCCAUACACAGUGGGGCGAAUCUCCCAUGGAUUCAAUGUGCGCCCUGAUUUGUGUGCAGUGGAUAAUAAGGUGGAUCCAAGAAAAUACCUUGGCUCGUUUUAUACAGACUCUCUUGUCCACGAUCGUGGUGCUCUAAGGCUGCUGACAAGUGUAAUAGGAGAGGACAAAGUUAUUUUGGGGACAGAUUACCCUUUCCCACUUGGGGAACUGGAACCUGGAAAACUGAUCGAUUCAAUGGAUGACUUUGACAAUAACCUGAAGGAUAAACUCAAGGCUGGCAAUGCUCUGGAAUUUUUGGGUCUUAGCAGAAAACAGUUUGAAUAACUAUGAUGAUAUUAAAGAGACCAAACUUUGGAAAUAAUGCUGAAUCCUUAUGGAUCCUUCUAUUUGCAUGGGCGGUUAUACAGAUGAAAAAUAAAUCUGACAACCAAAUUACAGUCUACUGUUAUUUCCAAAAUAAAACCAAGGGUACUGGAAAUGAGUACGCACAGGUAUUUCUGUGCAUUUGAGGAUUCAAGUUGUCUUCAAACAAUUCAGAAAUCCCUGCUUUCAUAGCAAAAAAAAAAAAGAGAGAUUUCAUCUCUUGCAGUUGUAACGAGGAUCUCUGAAAGAGAAUCACUCUCAUGUAACUAGUACUUGAUUCCCAGGAAGAAAUAAUUGAGAAAAUUAUGACUUUUAUCCAUUGCAUUUCGGCCUUUGUUAUACUGAAUAAACAUAAUCUGAAACCAGAAUUUAAACAGAACGUUGUUGACGGCCAACAAAAGGCAACAUUUGCCUUUAUCCCUUGAUGAAAAUUGCAGCAUUACCACACUUCAGCUCAGCACUACGGGUACACGUGCUAACACUUGGUAAAUGUUGUGAUAGGUUGAAAAAGGUCCAUGUGGAGUUUUGUGCUCUUUAGCUGCUGCCUACACCACUGGCACUCAUCAGAAACAAUUCUAGCAUUAUGGUUGUAGGUGCAGAAAUCAUGUACUUGUGAGGGUAACAAUUU